Gossypium arboreum is the source of this 1029-nucleotide messenger RNA. RefSeq lists its product as uncharacterized. The record is from RefSeq and is a predicted model, not a curated record. The transcript has a single exon. Lineage: Eukaryota; Viridiplantae; Streptophyta; Magnoliopsida; Malvales; Malvaceae. Gene Ontology annotation, molecular function: zinc ion binding; nucleic acid binding. Bases 1 to 1029 code for a protein of 342 amino acids.
AUGAAGGUGUUGAACUUGAUCAAAGAAUUCAAGAGGCUACAAAUGAAGGAGUUUGAGUCAAUCAAAGAAUACUCAGACAAGCUGAUAGAAAUUGCCAACAAGGUAAGAGUUCUUGGGACUAAUCUCUCUGAUUCUAGACUGGUGCAGAAGAUACUUGUCUCUGUACUUGAGAAAUAUGAAGCAACUAUUACAUCUUUUGAGAAAACUAAGGACUUGACUCAAUUGAGAGUAGUGGAGUUGAUCAGUGCUUUACUCGCACAAGAGCAGAGGAGAUUAAUGAGGCAGGAAGGAAGCAUAGAAGGAGCUUUGAAGGCUAAGAUGCAGCAUAGUGAAAGAAAAAAAGGACCAAAAGUGGAAUCAGAAAAAGAGUGGUGGCAUAGUAGUUUAAAAACUGCUGCAAAAGGUAAUAGUACUAAAAAUUAUAAUAAGAAUUCUUCAUGUAAGUAUUGUGGCAAACAGAAUCAUCCCUAUUUCAGGUGUUGGAGAAGGCCAAAUGUGAAAUGCAGAAGGUGUAACUUGAUAGGGCACAUUGAGAGGUUCUGCAAGGAACUGAGAAAUCAGCAGCAAGGUGGAGCACAUGUUGUAGUUAAAGAAGAAGAAGACCAUUUGCUUGUCGGCUUUUGCUUCUCAUCAAGCAUUUUAUGUGAUAGUUGGUUAGUUGAUAGUGGUUGUACCAAUCACAUGACUUAUGAUGAGAAGCUGUUUAAAGACCUUGACAGGUCAUUAAAGUCGAAAGUAAGGAUAGGAAAUGGAGAAUAUCUAGAAGUGAAGGGAAGAGGCACAGUAGCAAUAGAGAGCUGUACUGGAACUAAGUUGAUUUCAGAUGUUCUGUUUGUACCUGAGAUUGAUCAAAACUUAUUGAGUGUGGGGCAAUUGGUAGAGAAGAGAUUUAAGGUGAUGUUCGAAGAGGGAAUGUGUCUAAUCCUUGACUCUAGUGGCAAUGAAUUGUUUUGGAUUAAGAUGCAAAAGAAGAGUUUCUCAUUGAAUCCAUUUGAGAAAGAGCAAGUGGCAUCCAAAUGUCAGGAAUGA